CGACCCCGCUCAUCUACUUCCAUUCUGCCGUGUAUCGGUGCUUAGGAUCUGCGGAAAUUAAAAAUUAAUUAAGGGAAAAAAAAAAAAAAAGACGGGUCGACUGCUACUCUCGGUUAUCAGAUAUCCAAGGAUAUCCAAAAUGGGUGCCGUAAGAAGAAUUAAGACCAAGCGCAGGACAAGAGACUACGAUCAAGUCCGACAGGAUCUCGGUUCUCCAAAGCAUCUUGCGCAGUACAAGGCCACCAAGGACGCGGAGGACCUCCCUGGUCUCGGGAGACACUACUGCGUCGAGUGCGCAAAAUGGUUUGAAAGCGAAUACAACCUGCAAGCCCACACGAAGGGGAAAAAUCACAAAAGGAGACUCCGUCUUUUGCGCGAGGAACCUCACACACAGAAAGUUGCAGAAGCUGCAAUAGGCUUGGGAACAGAUAACGGCCAGCGAGCUGAGCGUGUAGACAUGGAGGACUAAGCUGGAGUACCAUACUGCCAUGAAGCGACUGGCAUGAGCUUCAACUCACGCAGUCUACGGACUUCCGUAUGCAGAUACGACAAUGCAUUUAACGACCACGUCAAUAAUAAAUAAGCAAUAAUAAUGCA
Messenger RNA from Monascus purpureus, 597 nucleotides. The record is from the annotation of a GenBank genome assembly. Lineage: Eukaryota; Fungi; Ascomycota; Eurotiomycetes; Eurotiales; Aspergillaceae.